Messenger RNA from Synchiropus splendidus (mandarinfish), 1725 nucleotides. Its product is annotated as tubulin alpha-1A chain-like. Bases 50 to 1402 code for a protein of 450 amino acids. The transcript is spliced from 4 exons. Lineage: Eukaryota; Metazoa; Chordata; Actinopteri; Syngnathiformes; Callionymidae. The record is from RefSeq and is a predicted model, not a curated record. Gene Ontology annotation, molecular function: GTP binding; structural constituent of cytoskeleton. Gene Ontology annotation, biological process: microtubule cytoskeleton organization; mitotic cell cycle. Gene Ontology annotation, cellular component: cytoplasm; microtubule.
CCGAUCGGAAAGAUUCAGAGUUAGCAGGCUAAAACACAUUUUAUUCUAAAUGCGUGAGUGUAUUUCAAUUCACAUUGGCCAGGCUGGAACCCAGAUUGGCAAUGCAUGCUGGGAGCUGUUCUGUUUGGAGCAUGGCAUUCAGCCAGAUGGUCUGAUGCCAAGUGACAAGACUAUCGCAGGGGAAGACUCUUUCAAUACUUUCUUUAGCGAAACUGGAGCUGGCAAACACGUUCCCAGAGCCAUCUUCCUGGACUUGGAGCCAACAGUCAUUGAUGAGGUCCGUACAGGAACUUAUCGCCAGCUCUUCCACCCUGAACAACUGAUAACUGGGAAGGAAGAUGCCUCAAACAACUACGCCCGUGGCCACUACACCAUUGGAAAGGAGGUCAUUGACCUGGUCCUAAACAGAACACGAAAACUGGCUGACCAAUGUACUGGACUCCAGGGCUUCCUCAUCUUUCACUCCUUCGGAGGAGGAACAGGGUCUGGGUUCACCUCCUUACUGAUGGAGCGUCUCUCUGUCGAAUACGGGAAAAAGUCCAAGCUGGAGUUUGCCAUUUACCCUGCACCUCAGGUGUCCACUGCAGUUGUGGAACCAUAUAACUCCAUCUUGACCACGCACACCACCCUGGAGCACUCUGACUGUGCCUUCAUGGUGGACAAUGAGGCCAUAUAUGACAUCUGCCGCAAGAACCUGGACAUCGAGCGACCCACCUACAGCAACCUUAACAGGCUGAUAGGGCAGAUAGUCUCCUCCAUCACUGCCUCACUGCGCUUUGAUGGAGCCCUGAAUGUGGAUCUGACAGAGUUCCAAACCAAUCUGGUUCCAUAUCCACGUAUCCACUUCCCUCUGGCCACUUAUGCCCCGGUCAUCUCUGCAGAGAAGGCUUACCAUGAGCAGCUGUCAGUGGCAGACAUCACCAAUGCCUGUUUUGAGCCAUCAAAUCAGAUGGUGAAAUGUGACCCUCGCCAUGGGAAGUACAUGGCAUGUUGCCUACUGUACCGCGGCGACGUGGUGCCCAAAGACGUCAACUCAGCGAUCGCCAAUAUCAAGACCAAGCGCACCAUUCAGUUUGUAGACUGGUGUCCCACUGGCUUCAAGGUUGGGGUCAACUACCAACCGCCCACUGUGGUUCCUGGAGGAGACUUGGCCAAAGUGCAGCGAGCUGUGUGCAUGCUGAGCAACACCACAGCCAUUGCUGAGGCCUGGGCUCGACUGGACCACAAGUUCGACCUCAUGUAUGCCAAGAGGGCCUUUGUUCAUUGGUAUGUGGGCGAGGGAAUGGAGGAGGGAGAGUUCACCGAGGCUCGUGAAGACAUGGCCGCUCUGGAGAAGGACUACGAGGAGGUGGGAACUGACAGUGUUGGAGACGAAGGUGAAGAGGAGGGAGAAGAGUACUAAUUGAUAGCACACCUUCUAAAGAUAUUCUAAAAUACCUAGUCUGAUGUAAACAGAAAACUGAGCAUCAAUCCAAUACCCAAGUCAGAAAAUAUAAUCAUUUAUGUUUUCUGACAUUGGAAUAGUUCAAAACCAAAUACAGCAUAUUUCUGUGGAGUUACAACAUAGCAUCUCAAUAAGUAAAUGAGCGUCCACUGUGACCAAGUCGAUGCAGUCUUUGUGCAAGACCAUAUCUAUAAUUGAAGCUUGAAAAAUGAAUAUGACUGCAGGCAUCAUUCUGAGUUUAAUAUAUAUAUAUAUCUCUGUCACCAGAAUCAAUAAAGAAA